AUGUUCACAUUUGACGACUAUCCCUUCCAGUCCACACGGGUCCCCGAGCCCCACGACCUCCCGGACGGAUAUUACCAUAUCCUGCCGUACCGCGUCCCGCUGGUCGAAGCGUCGCUUGAACCAUUCGAGCAGGCGAAAGCCGACUUUGCUCGCGCCGUCGGAAAAGAAUCGAGUGCGUUGAAGCUAGACGCAAAGAACGUUGCGUUUGUGCGCUUUAUAUGUCCGGAAUGUCCUCCAGGGGCUUUCGCUCACUUUCUCUAUUUUGCGACAAUUCUUGCCCUGUGGGAUGAUGAAACGGACGCCCUUGAAACCGAAAAGCACCAAGCCCUGGUGGAUGACUAUGCGCUGGCGAUUGUGUCUAAAAUAAAGCUCGAAACCCCCAUAGCGUGCGAGUUUGAGAUGAAUAAGCUGUACUUCAAUUCAUUGAUGCAACUACUGCAAAAUUUUAACACAGGGGAGAGCGAGACCAGAACCUUCCUGCAGGUGUUUGCGCAGGCCUUGCGGUCUCAAACUGUGCCGCCUCUCAACGAGGUGACAUUCGAAACUUAUAAAGAUCACAGAACGGUCAGCGUUGCAUGGGGUCUCCUCUUCGAUGUUCUGCCUUUCAUCCAGGGCCUACGUAUCAGCGAGAGCGAGCAAGCAUCGGUUGCCCCGAUGAGAGAUCUCUCCAGUCUGAUAAUCGGGUUAACGAACGACCUAGAGAGUUUCAACAAGGAAUUCGACGAGCAUUUUACCAGUGGCACCCUCGAUGCAAUUCACAAUGCGAUGGCGGUCUUGAUGGCUAACUAUGGCUACACGGAAGACGAGGCGCGUGACAUCUUGAAGAGCGAGAUAUUGUCCCUCGAGCGACAGCUUCUGACCGACUACGAGGCCUGGAAGGCUUCCCCAUCCUACAAGUCGGAGGACAUGCGUCGCUUUAUGGCUCUCUGUAUCAUGGCUACGGGCGGUGGUUGUUACGCACAGGCCAUCGCGCCCAAAUAUCACGGAUGCAAGCUCACUACGACUGCGGAAGACAGAGCGCAGCUUGUUGGCCGGAGUAAGAAAGGCUGGAGACUCCAUGGCCAUGCUAAACCAGGAUCAUUUGAAGAGCAGAAGCCCCAAGAAACACUAUGCAGAGACCCUGGUAGCGUUGCAUCACGCGGACCCGUGGACAUUCUUGCGCCCUUUGAGAAAGCUCCAGCAACAGACAUAUGCAUGGCUCCCUAUAACUACAUCCACUCACUCCCAGGAAAGAAAACGAUUACUCGAUUUCUUGACUGCCUGCGCGCCUGGUUUACUUUGCCGGAUGACUCGGCUUCUCUUAUUGAACAAGUCGCAACCAUGCUCUUCAACUGUGCUCUAAUGCUUGACGAUAUUGAGGAUGACUCCACCCUUCGUCGCGGGAAACCAGUCGCAUAUAUCGUGUUCGGCAGAGCACAGACUGUCAACAGUGCGACAUAUCUGCUAGCGAAAGCGACGCGGGAUGUCGAACAGCUGAAGCACCCGGCGUGCAAGGCAGCCUUUCUUGAUGAACUGGAUACUCUUGCGCUCGGGCAAUCUCUCGACCUGUAUUGGAAGUUCCAAAAAGCCUGCCCAACCACAAGCGAGUACCUCACCAUGGUCGAUAACAAAACAGGCGGGUUCUUCAGAAUGGCUCUCCGCCUUAUGGAAAUUGAGUCGGGAGCCGCACCUUGUGCUGACCUGAUGCACCUCAUCACGCUCAUGGGGCGAUACUACCAGAUUCGAGAUGAUUAUCUGAAUCUAACAUCAGAUGAGUACACUGGCACAAAAGGCUUCUGCGAAGACCUCUCCGAGGGAAAAUUCUCGUUCCCGCUUCUGCAUGCGCUACAGAACAGUGCGUCCGCGGAUAUGAUUCGAGGACUGCUAUUCCAUCGCGAGAACGGCCGCGAGCUGUCGCGUGACAUGAAGACGUGGAUUAUCGCUGAGAUGAAAGAGGCGGGGAGUUUGGCGCAUGCGCGUGAUACGGCAAUGCAGCUGCACGACGCGAUGAUGGAGACGCUGGAGCGAGUCGAGGCCUCGCUCGGGCCGAAUAAGCGGAUGAAGGCAUUUUUGCUUUGGCUGAAGCUUUGA
This is a messenger RNA of Aspergillus calidoustus, 2070 nucleotides long. Lineage: Eukaryota; Fungi; Ascomycota; Eurotiomycetes; Eurotiales; Aspergillaceae. The record is from the annotation of a GenBank genome assembly.